ACCUCCUGGACUCCCUAAAAAGGUCUAAGGGACUUUCAGGGGUCUCUGAACCUCAAUUUGAGAACCUCAGGAAUGGAUAUCUAUAAGGCUCUUUCCAUCUUUAAAUUUUGUAGUUGUAUGCCUUUUAUAAUUGGAGACCUUGUCUCCCUCUCUUUCUUUUGCUUUUCCAUAAUGUGGAUGAAUAAUGGGAGGUGAGGGGAAAGUGCUUGGGAGUCAUGUCUUUCCAAUUUAAGAGUUUGGGUUGCUCUGCUUUCAUAUUGGGGAUUUAUGCCUUUGUCACCAAGAGCCAAUCUUGCUUUUUCUGGGAGCAGACUGAGACUUCUGGUUCUAGUCUUUGGGGGAUUCCUUGCCCAAAGAAUGGCUAGGAUAUCUGUUGUGACAAAGAGAAGGAAAGGAAAGGAAGCACAAGACACUAUGCUUAGUGCUUUUUAUAAAUAGAAUUAUCUCAUUUGGUGCUUACAACAACCCUGCAUGGUAAUUGCUAUUAUCAUCCCCACUUUCCAGUUGAGAAAACCAAGGCAUUAAGUGACUUACCCUGGGUCAUUCAGCUAGUAAGUGUCUGGCUAGAUUGGAACUUUGGUCUUUUGGAUUCCAGACCCAGCUCUCCACUAGAACAAAUUCUUUGGAUCUCCGUACCAAUGUUGAGACUUUUUUUGGAACUGGUCUUGCAUUGUGUCAGUCUCUGGGUGGUUGGUCAUCCUGCUGUAGGCAGCUUUUCAUUAGACCACCCAAGAACUCAGUCACCCUCCUCUUUUCUUUUCUCUCCAUCCAUUGUGGCAUGGAUUGCUCUGGGUAAUAGUUUUUAUGGGUUUGAUACUGGAGGGCUUUCCUGACACACAAAUGGUGCAGAGGCUUUGUUUGUAGGUGGAAAUCCUUACAAUUUGUCGUUGUUGCUCCUAAAAUUUUUCCUGAACAAUUUCUUAUUUCUAUUUUUCCUCAAAGGAUUACCAAAAAUCAAAGAAGGGGUUGAACAGAUGUUAACUUUCUAAUAUUCAUUAUCUUUUGAAAUUAGGUUUGGUUUGGUCUCCCUUGUAGGGUUCUUAUGAUCAUAGAUUUAGAGCUAAAAAGGACCUUCUUGAUACACAGAUCAUUUCCCCCUCAUUUUACAGUUGAGGAAACUGAAGCCCAGACAGACUAAGCCAUACUCCAAGAUCAUACAAGUAGCAAAUGGCAGAACUGAGCCAAAAAUUUCCAUUGCAACAUCAUGCUUCAUUAGUAAGAGAAUUACUAUGUUUUGGUUCUGGUAAAAUCUGAUAUAUGAUUGAGAUUUUUUUUAUACUGACGUUAAAUAGAAUUCCAUGUUUCACUUAUACUUUAUUGUUGUUUAGUAAUUUUUCAGUUGUGUCCAACUCUUUAUGUCUACCCCCCCCCCUUUUUUGGCAAAGAGAAAAAAAUGGUUUUCCAUUUCCUUCUUCGGCUCAUUUUAUAGAUGAGGAAACUGAGGUAAUAAGGUUAAGUGACUUAAGGUCACACAGCUCAAAAGUGUCUGGGGCCAGAUUUGAACUCAGAAACAUGAGUCUUCCUGACUUUAGUCCCUGAAUUCUCUCCACUUUGUGGCACCUAGCUGUCUUUAUUUCUGCUACUCAGAAGUUAAAUGACACAGUCAGACAAGAGAUUGUUGGAUUCAAAGCCUGAAAUAAUAGUUUAAAACACUUUGUCCAAAGUCCUGAUUUUAUAGAUAAGGAAGCUGGGGCUCAGAGACCUUCAGUGAUGUACACCAUGUCACACUGGGCAGAUGUCACAAAGGCAGAACUUCCUGUCCUCUAGAGGAUGCUAUCUUUGCUGUUGACACCAUCGAUUCCAGGUUACACUGGAGGACACCCCUUUGUCGUAUCUGAUUCAAGGCACAGCUCUGACUUGGGAGAGGUGGGUGGUCUGUGUGGUGGCCGACAGCAAGUGCUUUCAAAGCUUGCAACCAGAGCUCCUUGGGGAUUAGAAAAGCACUCAGAAAGCCCGUUAAUCUUUCUGGCGUUGUCAGGAUUGAUCAGCGAGUUUUAUUAAAAAAGCUCCAGGAUUUCUUGAAAGGCCUCAUUCUGCAGAUUUCAAGAAGGGGGGCCCUGCAGCAAUCUGCAUUUGUGUUGUCCGGAUCCUUCUCCUAACUUAGUCCUUUGGAUUACAUGUUGAGGGUCCUGCCGGAGAAAGAGAAACCUUUGGUGUAAGUGUUUCCUGGAGGAAAGCUAGUGACCCCCUGAGAACAUGAACCUGCUUGGAUCCAGUGGGGUGUUUCUCAGCCUGCUGCUUGUCCUGCAAAGUACCAACUCAUCCUUCAUCAGCGUCAACCAGGGCUUGAAGGUGGUGAAGGGCCACUCUGCUUUCCUGUCAAGGGAGGACCUGCAGUUUUCCAUUCCCAAAGAAAAAGAUGCCUGCAAAGUGGAAGUUGUGCUAAAUGAACCAAUAACUCAGAGGGUUGGGAAACUCACUCCACAGGUAUUUGACUGUCAUUUCCUUCCUAAUGAAGUAAAAUACAUUCAUAAUGGGUGCCCAAUCCUACAUGAAGAUGCUGUUAAACUUAGGCUCUACAGAUUUACAGAAACGGAAACCUUCACAGAAACUUUUAUCCUUCGGGUUUAUCUGCAGGAGCCAGACUGUAGCAUCAUCCGGAUGAGCUCCAGGGUCCUGGAGGUGCCUGAGUUCUAUGGCCUCUCCAGAGCAAUUGAUAAGAAUGUGCUCAGUUUUGAUUAUGAGAGGAGGAUGAGUCUGGAAUGCACCAUAAGACUCUCUCCAUUAGAAACUGGCCUACCAGCCCAUGGUCAGCUGGUCAUUGUGGAACCUCAGCAAGGAGAACCCCGAGGAGACCAGCCCCACAGCUUUUUCCCUGAGUCUCAAUAUAGGAAAAAUCCAGGAUGCCCGAGUGGAAGCUGUUCCCCAGAGUUGAAGAAGAUUGAUAGUCUCAAAGUCAGCUGUGAGGAGUUUCUGCUAAUGGGGUUGCGAUAUCAGCACCUCCAUCCACCUUCUCCGAAUGUCGAUUAUAUCUCCAUCAGACUGGACCUCACUGAUAUCAGGAGUAAAUCCAUAUACAAGUCAGAGAGCAUGUGGCUGCCUGUCUCCAUCAAAGGUGCCUUCCCCAAUCAGAUCCCCAGGGCUGCAUUCAUGCCCACCUAUAUUCUAGAAGUGGAUCAAUUCAUCCUGAGCUCAGUGACCACUUCUACAGUGGACUGCGAAGAUGAUGAGACACCUAGAUCUCUGUUGGUUUUCAACAUCACCAAGCCCCCUCUCCAGGGCUACUUCACACACCUAUUGGAUCACACCAAAGAGAUCUCUUCAUUCACCUGGAAAGAUCUAAGUGAUUUGCAAAUUGCCUAUCAGCCUCCCAACAGCAGCCACACAGAGAGAAGGAAUUAUGAGGUGGAGUUUGAAGUGUACGACUUCUUCUUUGAAAAGAGCUUACCAAUCACAGUCCAUAUUUCUAUCAGGACAGCAGACACGAAUGCCCCAAGAGUGUCAUGGAACACAGGUCUCAGUCUUCUAGAGGGACAGUCAAGGCCCAUCACCUGGGAGCAGUUUCAGAUAGUGGACAAUGAUGACAUCAAGGCAGUUCGCCUGGUCACUGUUGAUGGCUUACAGCAUGGGAGACUUACUGUAAGAGGAGGGAAAGGCUUCAUUUUCUCUGUAGCCGACAUUCAGGCUGGGACUGUUCGUUACCAUCAUGAUGACAGUGACUCCACCAAGGAUUUUGUGGUCUUCAGGAUUUUUGAUGGCCAUCACAGCACUCGCCACAAGUUUCCCAUCAAUAUCCUGCCUAAAGAUGACAGCCCGCCUCUCCUCAUAACAAAUGUUGGGAUUGAAUUAGACGAGGGGCAGACUGUGCUGAUCCAAGGCUCCAUGCUGAAAGCUUCUGACACGGACUCCAGUGAUGACUACAUUUUCUUUAAUAUCACUAAACCUUCCCAGGCUGGAGAAAUCAUUAAGAAGCCAGGUCCAGGACUUAUUGGCUACCCAGUCCCUGGUUUUCUUCAGAGAGAUCUGUUUAAUGGGAUUAUCUAUUAUCGACACUUUGGUGGAGAAACUUUUGAGGAUUCCUUUGAGCUUGUUCUUUGUGACAGCCACGAUCCUCCCAACCUCUCAGAACCACAGGUAGUGGUGAUACACAUCACCCCAGUGGAUGAUGAACUUCCAAAAGAGGUUCCUGGAGCGAUUCGGCAUUUGGUUGUCAAGGAAACAGAGGUGGCUCAUCUCACUAAGAAGCAUCUACAUUUUGUGGAUACAGAAUCUCAGGAUAGGGAGCUUCUCUACACAAUAACAAGACCUCCAUUUUCCUCCUUCAGAUAUGACCAUUCUGAUGCUGGGAAAUUGUUCAUGGUGGAUAGCAUAUCGAAGCUAAUCAAGGAUCCUGCAGCUCUGGGACUGAGAUCAUUUACCCAGCAUGCUGUAAACUACAUGAAGGUGGCUUACAUGCCACCCAUGCAAGACAUUGGACCCUAUGUUCAGCAUGUUCAGUUUGUUUUUUCCAUCAGUAACCAGCAUGGCGGCACUUUGCAUGGAAUUUGCUUUAAUAUUACUAUUCUACCAGUGGAUAAUGAGGCUCCUGAGGUGUUCACCAACUCCCUGCAAGUAGAAGAAGGAGGUCUAUGUAUCAUCACAACAGAACACAUUCUGAUUUCAGAUAUGGAUACAAUACAAGAUAAAAUCAGACUGUCCCUCCAGAGAAUGCCACUCCAUGGAAUGGUUGAACUGAAUGGUUUUCCUCUAAGCCAAGGAGACAAAUUUUCAUGGGGAGACCUCCAUGCAUUAAAAGUUAGGUAUCACCAUGAUGGAUCAGAGGUUUUUCAUGACAACAUACUCUUUGAGGCAACAGAUGGCACAAAUUCUGCAGAAUUUGUCCUUCAGGUCAAGGUUUUACCUGUAAAUGAUGAACCCCCAGUCCUGAAGGCUGAUCUCAUUCCCACACUGCAUUGUCCUGAGGGAGAGGAAGUGGUCAUCUCUUCAGAACAUGUUUAUGCCACUGACAUGGACAGCGAUGACACCAAACUGAUGUUCAUGAUUGUACGUCAGCCUCAUCAUGGGGUCGUGAGGAAAUCUGGGAUCACCGUGGACCAGUUCACCCAGGGAGACAUUGAUGCUGGAACUGUCACAUACAAACACACAAGUGGAGAGAUUGGCAUGGCCCCUUGUUUUGACACCAUUUCUUUGGUGGUUUCGGAUGGAGAAACUGGUCCUCAGGACUGUUGCUACCAAGAUCCCAUUUCUUCACCACUUCCACCUCAUCAUUCUUUUCCAGUGUAUGAUCUCAAUGUGACUGUGUAUCCUGUGGACAACCAAAGACCAACUAUUACAACUGGUACCCAAUUUGUUGUGGAUGAGGGUUCUUCAGCUGCCAUUAAUGUUAACCAUUUAAUCACUACUGACCCCGACACAGCCAUGGAUGACUUACAGUUUGCUUUGGUUUCUCCUCCACAAUUUGGUUAUAUUGAAAACAUACUUCCUUCUCCAGGUUUUGAGAAAAGCAAUAUGGGCAUAAGCAUAGCUUCAUUUUGGUGGAAAGACAUGAAGGCUUUGCAUAUAAACUAUGUGCAGUCCAGACAUCUGAGGAUAGAGCCAACAGCAGAUCACUUUAUGAUUUACGUCACAGAUGGAAAACAGAAUUCUAUGGAAAUCCCUUUUUCCAUCCUGAUUAACCCCACAAAUGAUGAAGUUCCUGACUUUGUGACACAGAACAUCACUGUUUCUGAGGGUCAGAUGAAAGAACUGGAUCUUUCAGUCAUCAAAGCAACUGACCUAGACAUGCCAAAAGAUCAUUUGAUGUUCACCAUUACCCAUAAACCACAGCAUGGCCUCCUCAUCAAUGGGAUACCUAGAAAUGACAUCCCUCAUUAUAAGCAAUUAAUCAAUUCUCACCAGAACCAUGAACUUCCUGUGUGUGAUUUUUCAAUGGAGCUUCUUGAAACUGGAAUGAAGUUGACAUAUAUACACGAUGACUCUGAAAGCCUUGCUGAUGACUUUACAAUCCAGUUGUCAGAUGGCAAACAUAAAGUCUUAAGAACAAUUUCCAUAAAGAUCCUGCCUGUUAAUGAUGAGAAACCAGUGCUGACCAAGAAGGCUGAAAUAGAAAUGAAUAUGGGUGAAACUCGCAUUAUUUCUAGUGCUAUUCUAUCAGCUAUGGAUAAAGACACACCCAGAGAGAAAAUUUACUAUUUAUUUGAAAGACUUCCAGAAAAUGGGCAGCUUCAGCUCAAGAUAGGGAGGAAUUGGGUAUCUCUUCAACCUGGCAUGAAAUGUACUCAAGAAGAAGUAGAUCUGAAUUUCAUGAGAUACAUCCAUACUGGUGCAAAAGGCUCCCAGGACCGAGAUAGCUUCACAUUUCAUCUCUGGGAUGGAGACAACAGGUCACCUACGCUGGACUGUCAUAUCAGCAUCAAGGACAUCAAAAAGGGUGAUAUUGUGGUCUUGACCAGACCAUUGGUAGUGUCUAAAGGGGGCAAAGGUUUCUUGACUACAUCUACUCUCUUAGCUACUGAUGGAACAGAUAAGCCAGAAGAACUUCUUUUUGUAAUCACCUCCCCACCUCAAUAUGGCCAGAUGGAAUACAUCACUUAUCCUGGAGUCCCCAUCACAAGCUUCAAUCAGAUGGAUAUUGCAGGUCAGACCGUCUGUUAUGUACACAAGAGCAAGGCAACUGGUCCCAGUGAUAUGUUCAGAUUCGUCUUGAGCAAUGGACUAAAGACAAAGCAUGGAGUGUUUAAGAUCAAACUGGAGUCUAUUGACCAAGCCUUGCCUGUUGUGACCCAGAACAAGGGGUUAAGAAUAAUGGAAAGGACCAUGGCGCUCCUCUCUCCAGACAUCCUUCAACUUUCUGACCCAGACACUCCAACAGAAAACCUCACCUUCCUCUUGGCCCAGCUCCCCCAGUAUGGACAGCUCUAUCUUCGGGGGAUGGUUCUCACACAACACAACUUUACACAACAAGAAGUGGACAGUAAGAAUGUGGCCUACCAACACCUAGGAGGAAACUCACAGGUUGACCAGUUUACCUUUGUAGCUACUGAUGGGACAAAUCAAGGCUUUGUUGUGGACGGAAGAGUGCAGAAUGAACCUGUGUCUUUCAUUAUUCAGGUGUCCCAGUUGGAUAAAAAAGCACCACGCAUCAUCCAGCUUCAGUGCCCUUCCCAAGUGGAGCUUCUGAAAAAUGGUUGCUAUGGGAUUUACAUAACAUCUCGAGUCCUGAAGGCAUCUGACCCUGAUACAGAGGACAACCAAAUCAUCUUUAAGAUUUUACGAGGCCCCCAGUACGGACAUCUGGAAAAUACAACAACAGGUGAAUUUAUUCAGGAGAGAUUCAGUCAAAAGGACCUAAACAGUAAAAUCAUUCUUUAUGUCAUCAAUCCAUCUUCAGAAAUGAAUUCGGAUAAUUUGGAGUUUCAAGUCACAGACCCCAGUGGAAACACCGCUGCCCCUCAAAUUUUGGAACUAAAGUGGUCCCACAUUCAUUUGCCCCAGACUGAAUAUGAAGUUUGUGAAAACAUGAACACAGUACCACUGAAAAUCACUAGGAUGGGCCAUUUAAUGGAAUCAGCCUUUGUUGGAGUAAAGGUUAAUCAAGUAUCUGCUACAAUUGGAAAAGAUUUCACCGUGAGUCCAUCAAAGCUGAUUCAGUUUGAUCCAGGAAUGUCAACUAAGAUGUGGAAUAUAGCAAUUACCUAUGACGGAUUAGAGGAAGAUGAUGAGGUCUUUGAAGUAAUUCUCAACUCCCCUGUGAAUGCCGUUCUUGGCACGAAGACAAAAGCCAGAGUGAAAAUUUUGGACUCAAAAGGAGGACAGUGCCGCCAUUCACAUUCCUCUGGCCAAAACCAGUACAACUCAUGGGGGAAAGGCAUAUGGCUCCCACUUUCCCCAGGCUCAUCAUCACCCUCCAUUUCUGAUGGGAUUCAUUUGGAAGGAAGACACCCUUCAUCUUCCAAAGAGGGGAUAACACACAGCAGAGGGGACAAGCUUCGGGGCUUUGACUUAACUGAUAUUCCCAGGAAAAGGCUUAGGACAAUGGGAAAUGGCAAAACAGUUCACCCAUCAUCCAUUUAUAGAAAUGAAACAGAUAUAAUUUUUAGGUAUCAUGGUAUGGUUGGAUUAAGAGUAGAAGAUGACAAAUCUGCCAUAAAUAGAGAGAAGACCAGAGGGUCUAUAACUAAUCAGAGGCUACAAAAGAAAAGCAGGAACACAGAACCACUAUGGGCAGAUAAGGUGGACCAGAUGCCCUAUUUACACUCCCCUAUUCAGGACCAGUCACCAUCCUUUCCAAAAAAUUGCACAUUAGAAUUAAAGGGACUCUUUCAUUUUGAGGAAAGCUUCCAAAAAUUAUAUCAUUGCAAUGGAACUUCUUGGAAGCCUUGGAGUCCAAAAGACCAGGAUGGGAAUGAAAGAACCUGUCCCAUUGGAUGGAGCCAUCAAAGCAGCCAUUGCUACUCAUUGAUUACAGAGCAAAAGGUCACCUGGAAUAUGGCUGCUCGGGCUUGCAGGGAACAACAUCAAGGCACCCUAGCAAGUGUGUUUACGAAACAGCAUAUGCAGUGGCUAUGGGACUUCAGUGGAAGAAAAUCCUUCUGGAUAGGUUUGAAUGACCAAGAGAAUGCAGAUCGCUGGGAAUGGGAUGGAGGUGAACCUGUAACCUUCACAAACUGGAAGAGAGAGGCCCCCCCACAUUUAAAGAAAAGAAAGAAUUGCGUUUUGGUAAAAAGAAGAGGCAAGUGGCAAGCUAAAGACUGCAGGAAGGAUAAAGCUCACAACUACAUGUGUGCCAGGAAACUAUGAACACAAGUAGCCCUGGAGGUGUCCACCAGAGCUCCCUCACAAACUGAUUUUUUUCAUACAUGAUUGAUUUGCAGUGUUUAACAUAUGUUUAAAAGAAAUAAGUGGCCAGGUCCUUGGUAAAUUUGUUCCUUGUGGAUUAUGAGAGACUUCUGUAAAAAUGAAGUAUCACUGCAAAGUUUGGUCAAUAGUUUCCCUUCUUACCUACCCUUACUUCCUGCAAGAACAGAAUCACUCUUGUCCUUGGACUUCUAUCCCUUCCUUCCAUGACAAAGAAAAGCUGAUGGUCUUAUAAGAUACAGAAUUUUAGUUAUUUAAAUGGAAACCAUUCAAGAUCUCAGUCAGCUCUGGCUUUUUGCCUUCUUACUGUCUGGCUUUUGAUUUCAUUUGCCCGUCAUCUCAGGAGAGAUUACCAAGAAACCUGUAUUGCAAGUUUCUUCUAAUGGAUAUGCCUCUUUCUCAAUUCAGCUUCAAUAAAACCAACUAUACCAGCUAGACAAAAAAUUGAAAAACAAGAAAGAGCUGGAUCCUUUUAUCACCUUUAAGGGUGAGGCUGGGAGUGGGGGUUCAAUAGGUUAAAAAAAACUAGCAAUUCUCAGGGUAAUGAGUAAUAGUUAAGAGGAAAGACUGUAGAUGGAUGAGUCAUGCAUGGUGUAUGUUCUAUGAAAAGUCAGAGCAGGCUACUUUGAUAUUGGAUAUGGGCUAAGAUAAGCAUAUAGAUAUCAAUAGACUGGCCUUCCUACUCUUUGGAGCAUUGUGCAUCAUAUAUCACCUAAGCAGCUCAGUUUUCUGAAAGGAACGUUCACUUUGGUUCAUUCCAAGAAAAUGAUUUGGUUUUUCCAUGCAGAGAUCUAAUGAAAUUGACCUCACAUAAACUUAUCUUUUUUGAUAUUUGUGCCAUUGAUUGGCAUUUCUCAAAGACAUACAUGGCUUCUAGAUAGACAGAAAGGCUGUUUCCUAAAAAAUAAAUAGAUGAUCAUAUGGUUGGUCAAAGAUGCCUUUUGAACAUAGACUCUUGUAGAUUUCCCAUGUUCUAUAAAGGGAAUAUUGAUACAUUGAUGAAUCCAGAAUAUUUUGACCUGGUUCAGACCUGCUAUUAGAUGGCAUUGUCAAGGCACAUACCCACAUGUGAUCUCAACCUCAAUGUAAAACAUAUUAAUGGUUUUGGAGUAAGUGAAAUUCCUAGUAGGCUAUAUUCUUUUAUUCCCAAGGUUCUAAAAGGAGUUUCAAAACUUGAGAAUUUCAUUCCAAAAUGAAAUUGCCUCUAAUUUUUUUCUUUUUAUCUUUUCAAUGUGACUACAAAAUAUGUGGCUUACUUUAGUAGUAUAAUUUUAAUAUCAAAAUUAUUUUAAAAGUCAUCCAAUGUGUUCAUGCAAUAACAUGUUUUGUAAGAAUGAUGCAUCAGGCAAACUGACAGUGCUUAAAGAAAUUUAGAACAUCCUAUGAUCUAGAAACAUAACAACCAAAGCCCUAUUUCUGUCUAUAGAAAUAUCAUUUUGACAACUGGACAUUUUUCAUUGUUUGUAUUGUUUGCCAAAAUGAUAGUACACCUUCUAGCCUAGCUCACAGAUAAUUCUCACGCUCAGCUCUCUUGGCCAAUACUCAACUGACAGUGGCAUUUAAUCUGAGUUGUUAUAAGAAAGAGAAUCUGGUAAACCUGGUGUCUGACAGGUACUAUAUUCUACCAUCUGAUAUCUAAGGAGAAAUGACUAUGAAAAAGGGAAUGAUGGAAGAAAUGACUUUACGUGAAGGAUCAAGUGACUGGGAGAACUAGAGAAGCUCUCUAUGAAGAGAGGUAAAUGCUCAGUGUGUGAAGAAUAUGUUUGCAAAGCAAUCUUUUUGCAUCUCUAAUAUACCCCAGAAUUCAUGAGAUAUUGUUGUUUACCUUGAAACCUGGAAUUAAAGAAUUUUUUCAGGGAAAGCAUUUUGAAAAUAAGGUAUAAAAUACACAACCAUGUGAGUAUUCAACAAAGUCUUGGUUAAAUUUCAAUUGUGUCUGUCUACAGUGAUAAUUUGAGAUGAUAUUUAAUUAAAUUGUGAAUAUUAUCAAAAUGUCAUUUUGAUAAUAUUGAUAAAUAUUAGGAGAAUUUUUCAACAAGUACCCAUGAACUAGCAGUGCUAGGAUGGGGCAAUAGAAUUUGGAAGAGAAGGAAAAGAUGGGUGUAGGUGUCGGCAGGACUUGAAAUGAGAGGAAAAUAAGACUAUUUGGCAUGAGUCCUUCUACCCCAUUCCUUUUUAAGUAUACUUUAUUAACCACCAUGGUAUCCAUUCUAGCCUUUGGCUGAGGUGUUAUAGGAAAUGAAGGAGGGUUGUGGGAAGAAGAGAGUAGAAGAAUAAGGAAGGAAAGAGGAAGAGAGAGAAAUGUGACAGGUUCUAGAGUAUGCAAGGGAGGUAGCAAGAGAAGUUGACAUAUAACUCAGACUUUAAUUUGAAUCAAGGCCCUCUACAGAACUAUUCCCAGUCCCAAGACCUGCCUUAGAGGGUGGGAAAUGCACUUUGUCAUUCUAUAUAAAAAAGCAAAGCAAAGUGGGAUAAUGGAUAGAGAGCUGGCACUGGAACAAGAAUAUGAGUUCUAGUCUUGCUUCUGACAUACUUAUUAGCUGUGCAGCUAGAGGAGCCAUUUAAUUUCUCCUUGCUCUAGGCAACUCUGUGAGACUAUAAUUUGCAGUUUUACUGAUCUGCAUUUUAGAUGGAGUUUCUUUUUACAAGAAUUCCUAAUACCAAUAAAAUCACAGGUCCAGGCCCUAUGGAUGAUAGGUUCGUUUUUAGGGAUCCAUGACUACUUUUGAAAAAACAAAUUCUCAGUCCAUGUUGGUUAAAAAUAGACUUGAAUAUACUUACUAAUCAUUGUUUCUUUUAAAAGGCUGCUGGAAAGGAAUUAGAAGUUUAUUUACAUUUCUCUUCAUGUUUACACUUUUUAAUACAACAAGGAAGACAAAGGAUUUACUUUCAUGAAUACUGGUUUUGGAUAACUGAAGUUAUAAACUGGUGCUAAUCCUGUUUCUUUAAAAGUAGCAUGCUGUGUGCACUCUAUUUACUGUUAUACCAAAGCUAAUAAAAUGUAUGUAAUUGAUGGA
Molecule: messenger RNA, 11813 nt
Organism: Monodelphis domestica (gray short-tailed opossum)
Lineage: Eukaryota; Metazoa; Chordata; Mammalia; Didelphimorphia; Didelphidae
Source: RefSeq, a predicted model, not a curated record